Leptidea sinapis is the source of this 2568-nucleotide messenger RNA. RefSeq lists its product as uncharacterized. The record is from RefSeq and is a predicted model, not a curated record. The transcript is spliced from 4 exons. Gene Ontology annotation, biological process: lipid catabolic process; arachidonate secretion; phospholipid metabolic process. The coding region runs from base 222 to 1028 and encodes 268 amino acids. NCBI's taxonomy places the organism in Eukaryota, Metazoa, Arthropoda, Insecta, Lepidoptera, Pieridae. Gene Ontology annotation, molecular function: A2-type glycerophospholipase activity; calcium ion binding.
UGUACGCAUCAUCGUACUGCGCAUGCGCUCGGCGUACGACUUUGGCGCCAAAACCCGAAAGAGACCUUUGUUUGAAUGUGAUAAUUUUUUUCUACGUGUAAAUACAUCUUACCUGCCAAAAAUAAUAAAUAAAAUAGUGCUAAAAUGAUUUUAAUUUGUAAUUAAAGCUAUACUGAUUAAUGUUAUAAAUAAAAUAAAUAAAUAACAUCAUAAUAGAUAAAAUGUUCUCUCAGUUAAAGUGUACAAUUAGCAGUGAAACCAAUGGUGUUACAAAGUGCAGUAAAUGUGUUAUCAUAAAAAAUAUAUAUGCGGGCUUAUUAAUAUUAAUGGUGUUUUUUCCAUUUAUAUUAACGCAAAGAGAUCGACGUCUCACCUAUGACGAAAUCUAUAACAACACAGCCUACGCCCAAAUUCGACCGUUACAAAGGAUAUACCAGAUUCACAACUCAAGAAAUGCAGUGAGAAGCAGAGAGAAGUUGGCAUAUCGAAGUAGAACCAGGCCUCAAUUGUUAGUGGGUACCUCGCAUGACCCGUUCCGGUAUUCAAUUCCCGAGGCUGAUUACUUAAAAGGAGUCAGGGUUAUAGAACCACCAGCCUCUAUGAACAAUAGUGAGCGCGCUAAGCGUGGAGUACUGCACCUGUACAACAUGCUGACAUGUGCGACCGGCUGCGAUCCAGUGACUUAUAAGGGUUAUGGAUGUUACUGCGGCAUCGGAGGCACGGGGAGACCUAUGGAUGGCAUCGACAACUGCUGCAAGAUCCACGAUGAAUGCUACGACAAUAUUAGAUGCGCUUUCUACACGGUGUACUUCCAGCCUUACUACUGGACGUGCUUCAACAACGAACCUCUCUGUGCCCUCGAGAACCAUCUGACCAGACACCAGUACAUCAACGGCUGUGCUGGCCGCUUGUGUGAGUGCGACAGAAGGUUCGCGAUGUGCGUCAAGCAAUAUACCUGUCCUAUUGGUAGACCGCUGUGUACAUCGUCGCCUUUUAGAUUUUUGCAGAAUGUUUUAAUUGGGCCUUGAUUUGUUUGGGACAUUCUCGGAGCCAGCUAUCUGUAACGUUAACAUUCGAUACUGCAAAUGUGAUAAAAAAUUAACGCCCUUUAGAUCUUUAUUACAUCUCUAGUCACAAAUAUAUCUUAGUAUGAUGUUUCGCCAUCUGACGGUACAUCUUCAGGUACAGGUGACUCAAUAACAGUUGACUGUAUUUCAUGUAAUGCUCUUGCCAAUACCGUUUCGUGUAGAAACCGUGGCAACUGAACAAAAGAGUAAGAUUUAAGAUGUAUGCUUAAAUUACAUCAGACAUGUAAGUUAUUCUAAAAACAAAAGGGUUAUUGUGAAAACAUAUUAUUAGAUAAGGAAAUUGUUAAUAAAAUUUAUUAAUUUUUAUUUUCUACUUUAAACACAACAUUCAUGGUUAAUGAACGAAACACACACAAAACUAAAAUUACCUACAUAGCCCAAAUGACUGCGAAACUUAGGCAGGGCACAUAGCCCGACGUUCAGAUGGCCGUUGGGGCAGUCCUCGAAUGGCGACCACGUACCGGAAGACGUAGUGCUGGUCGACCCCCCACAAGAUGGAACGACGAUCUGAUCAAGAUCGCCGCAAUACGUUGGAUGAGCGCAGCGCAGGACCGAUCGUCGUGGAGAUCUUUGGGAAAGGCCUUUGUCCAGCAGUGGACGUCUUCCGGCUGCUAUAAUGAAUGUUGUGUUUUAAACAUUUUAAUUAUUAAGUGAACAUAGAAGUAAUACAAUUUAAUUCACAAGAAUGUAAGAAUAAAAACGUGGAAGUGGGCCAAGAGUACUGGCAGCAUUUAUACGUUAGCGAGCCAGGCUGAUCCGAUGGCCGAAAUAACAGUCAGCGCUUGGGUUUCUUUAUUGAGGAACCUUCUCUGGCUUCACAGGACAAGUACAUCAACACAUACAUUUAAGACCCAAUGAGAUCGACUUCAUCAGUCGAUGGCAUCACUUGCGGUGAUGUCGUGGGCCGGUCCGCCACCGUCCCUCAAAUAUGUGCGAAGGGAAUGAAGGGAAUGUGGUCCAUGCGUCAACUCAUGAACGGGUACUGCUUGUGCUGUUAAUAAAUCAUUGUAUAUUUUGUUGGACGCGAUUAUUAAUUAUGACAGUAAUCACGACCAUCAUAUUCACGAAGCAUCUUUUUUUUACAAAUAAUUUAAUUACAAAUAAUAACGUUACGAUAUUUAAUUGUUAAUUUCUACGUACAAAUAUUACAACACAUCAAAGAUAAUAAGGGAUUAAAAAAAUAAACUUUAAUUUAGCUUAUAAGUUUGACAGAUCUGUUACGAUAUCUUUGCAUAGAAUAUAAAUUUUAAAUGUAUCUAAGUUGAUUUUGUAAGAGUAUGCAUCAUCAUUUGAGUGUGUUUUAGUAGUUACCACAAUAACUGGUCUUAUGUAAGAAAUCGUUAAUGUAUCAUAGCACACAAAGUGAAUAUUAUUAGUAAUUGAAACAAAAAAAAUGUUUUGUUGAUGAGAAUUUAUAGGUUAAGUACGUAAAAUUUUCAUUAGUCAAGAUAUUGAUCAAAAUAAAUAUAAUAUUUUUAAA